This is a messenger RNA of Exaiptasia diaphana, 2827 nucleotides long. RefSeq names its product ubiquitin-associated protein 1. Gene Ontology annotation, cellular component: ESCRT I complex. The coding region runs from base 139 to 2007 and encodes 622 amino acids. NCBI's taxonomy places the organism in Eukaryota, Metazoa, Cnidaria, Anthozoa, Actiniaria, Aiptasiidae. The transcript is spliced from 8 exons. Gene Ontology annotation, molecular function: ubiquitin binding. The record is from RefSeq and is a predicted model, not a curated record. Gene Ontology annotation, biological process: ubiquitin-dependent protein catabolic process via the multivesicular body sorting pathway.
AUGACAUCAUUGACCAAUACAAAAUGGACGACAUGAAACGGAGUGAAUAAGCAAUUUCUGCUUUAAACGCACUAUUUUAAGUAGCUUACACCCUCUACUUCUCUACUACUUUACUUCUGUCGGACCAUUAAACAACUAAUGGCAUAUUCUCACAAGACGUUUCGUAAAUGUGGGAGCCAUUACAGUGAAUUGGGAGCCUUAGAAGGAGUUGAAGUAAAAGUAGGGGAGAAAUUCAGGCCACCGAGAAAGAUUACAUUACCGGUUGGUUUUCAUCCUAAUGAUCCCUCGGAUCUUCUCAGCCUUUCGUAUGACUUCAGCUUAGAGAAUAAAAUCAUUGCUAAGGCAGAUCAGGAAAAGGAACGACAACUGCAGUUAUUAAAGAAAAAAGAAGAAGAAGAAGCAGCUGCUGCUGCAUUAAAAACACAAAAGCAAGUUAAUGAAAACGAUGCAUCAGUGAGCACCACAACUCCUAUUUCCAUAUUCUCCAAUGUAGGCACAGAUAUUUUACAACCUAUCGCUGUGUCAUCAACUGGACAUAAAAGAAAUGAUAGUCUUGGGAAAAAUACUUUUGACUUAUCAGACUUUGAGGCUAAUGGCACUAAUCCUUUUGAGCUUGUUGAACUGCAAACUAUUAAUGAUUUGGAUGUACUGAAAAGUGUCCUUGAGCCUGUAUCAAACUCAAARGAUACCWGUGGAUCAAUAGCUGUUGCRUCUGCUGGUGCUUCUACUAAUGUAACAUCAAUCUCUACCAUGGGUUCAAUGACAUAUCCUUCAAACUCCUCAAAUUCAUKUAGUUAUUUAUCAAAUCAAACUCCUAUUCCUAGCACAAGUCAGGGAAAUCAUUCUAAACUAAACUCAAAAUCAAAAUCUGUUCCUGAUCUCAGCAAUGAUCAGUUGGUAGACAUAUCAAGUGAUGAAAAUCACAUGCAGCUUGUUCCAGAUGUAGCAGCUUCRACAUCAAGAAGUGUGUCCCCUCCAUCAUCUAUGUAUACACCUUCGCAACCUAACACUGGUGUAUCAUUGGGCUAUGGAAUGCCGACACAGCCAUUUAAUUACUUACAAGGGGGUUUGCCAGGGCGUGGUUUGCCAACAAAUCGACCAACAAGUGGUCAAGUUUUGGUUGAUGUCAAUUCACAUGGUGCUACACCCAUAACAGAAAGCAUUACUCCACUGAAUUUAAGGUCAUCAUCGUCUAAUAAUACACAAAUAUCAAAUCCUUUGGUGGGAACAACUGCAUCUGUUACCUCCUCUAAUAAYAGACUUCCACCUUURCGUAAGGCUCCUCCGAUUCCACCUAGACYRACUGGUCGUAGGAAUAUAAACAAUGUUGAAAGUAUUGCUACUAGUUUUCAAGGUAUGACUGUUACAGAUGGUGUACCKUCAAGUGCACCUUUAACUACUCCAGCGACAUGUAGUCAAGACACACCAAGAAACCCUGGAAGUUAUAUGACACAUAAUAGUGAAAUGAAUUCAUCAACUAAUCAGUCAGUGMUUAGAAGGCAGCCUGCACAGAAACGAAGCAAAUCAAGCUUGGAUAACAUAAGGCGCCAUUCCACACCUCUGCCACCUAUAACUCCACCAAGUGCUUCACCAAAUAUGGUCAGUUCAGUAAUACCUUUACCACCAGCUCAGCAGUCUGUGUUAGCAGACCCUAUGCCUGUGUUGAAUGAUUCAGAAAAAGGUUUAGUUCAAUAUAUUGCUGCAAUGGGUUUUCCCAUUCCUAGAGUUGCACGUGCUGUUCAAAGACUUGGYGAAAAAGAUAGAGAGGUAGUAGAUUUUUUAGUUGCUGCUGAAGAACUCUGCCAGAAAGGCUUUACAGGAGAUGAGGCUGAAAUUGCUUUGACUUUUAACAAUGACGAUGCUAAGAAGGCUUUAGAAUUUCUUAAUCUGACAAAAACUUUUAAAGAACUUGGAUUUGAAGAGUUGCAUAUUCACGAAGCCUUACGAGCUGCCGACAAUGACAGAGACAAAGCACUGGAUUUCUUGGCAUCUAUUUCUGCUUCCUAAGAAUGUAAAUGUCUGUUAUAUCAAGGCAGAUAAUAGAGUGCUUACACUAUGUCCAUGAAAUAAAAUCUAAAUAGUUACUAUCUAAUAGUUCUUAUUUAGUGACUAUUGCUAUCACUCAACUGGAACAGUUAUAAUGUAUCGUUUCCUUUGGAUUCUCAAGUGUACGGAAUGUGUUGWUACUAAGACUGUUCCAGUUGAAUGAUAGUGACUAAUAGUCACUAAAUAAGAACUAUUAGRUAGUAACUAUUUAGAUUUUAUUUCAUGGUCAUAGUGUAAGCACUCUAUUSCUAUACACGCCCUUCAGAWAAAGAAGUAGGCUAUCAAAUGUUACUUCCCAAAAGCAAGUCUUUGGUGAUAAMCUUAAUAAAUCUGAGAAUACUAUAGGCUCAGUAUUCAGCCGUUGAGAUYACGUAUCAUGGAUGCAUAUGAAUUCUAGACGGCUGAAGACUGAGCAUAAGAUUACUAUUGAAGAAAUAAAUGUUUGAGCUAGUUARACAGCAGACAACUUUCUUUAUGCAAACAUUGCUAAAGUUUGCAAGCAUGGCUUAAYUGUAGAAGAAAAUUAAUAAGAUAUGAAAUGAAUGUAAAUUUCAGUAAAAUAUAUGAAAAUAUCAGUGCACUCUAAAUCUAAACUAUAAAAAUUUUGAUGAAAGUUCAAAAUAAUAGAAUACACAAUCUGAUUACAUAUAUUGUAAUUAUUUUUUACGGUUUGGUUCUUAUUUUGUACAGCUAUUGUAAGUUGUAUUGUUAUUAUUUUUAAAUUAUUAUAAUGUUGAUGUCGCAAUAGGAAUGUUAUGAAUUAUGAAAUAAAAUAUUUGAA